This is a messenger RNA of Coregonus sp. 'balchen', 1457 nucleotides long. NCBI's taxonomy places the organism in Eukaryota, Metazoa, Chordata, Actinopteri, Salmoniformes, Salmonidae. The record is from the annotation of a GenBank genome assembly.
AUGUCUCGACUGCUCUCUGCUCUGCUUGUCCUGGUUUCUCUGUGGAGUCACAGCCCAGGGGUGUCCGCCCCACGGCCAGGGAAUGGCAGACAUCAGACCAGACCCCAGUAUGAAGAACCUGCUGGUGUCCUGGCUCCGGAGAAAGAUCAUGGGGGUGGCGGAGAGGGAAACCCAGACAGUCCUGCAGCAAGCCUCGACCCAGAACAAGAAUUUCUGGUUGAUUUUGCAGGUAAGAAGCGUUUGUGGGUGAUCACGGCCCCGUCUCACAGCGAUAACUACCUCCGCAUGAUGGAGAAACAGAUCCAGGACAUGGAGCAGGAGGGGCUAAACUGCCGCCUGGCCGAGAGGGACACCUUUAUGGUCACCAUCAUUCAGAACGCCAUGAUGGAAGGCAGGAUCAGGAAGACCACCUUCCAGGGAGAGGCCACUGUGGAGAGCAUCGACCCAGACAUGGUCACAAAGCUGCUGCAUUACCUGGAGCUGGGGGACGAAGGCUUUUCCAUGCUAGUCAUGAAGAAGAAUCUGAGGGUGAGUGAGCGGUUCCCCUACCCCGUCCGUGGGGAGGCCAUCCUGGAGGUCAUUGAUCAGUUCCCCAUAUGCAAGCUGGAAAAACUCACCAGGAAGGGCUCCCCUCUGAAAUGUAAAAUCAUCAAGAAGAGGAUGGUGAAGAAAAAGAUUCCUGUGAUAAAGAAGGUGUUCAGUCUCCAUAUGCAGGCAAACGUUACCUCUGUCGUCCAGAGGAAGCCUGUGGACAAGAAGGCUGCACCGAAGAGCAAAAUUCAGGACAUCCUCAGUGGUCGCUCCAGGUUCGUCAUUCGAAAGAAGCCCAUUGAUUCAAAAGGAACACAAAUAUUAAUCACAGGGAAGGCAAACUCCAAAGCUGUCGGAGAGGACAACCAAAAGAAUAGUAGAAAUGUUGCUACAGAAAGAAACACAUACCACUCUACUGUGGAGGCAAGAGAAAAAAAGACUGUAGCCAAAUUGAGUGAUAAUAGGCCUAAACCAGAGGACGUUGGUGGGGGAGGAGAAUCCUUAGAGAAAAACAAAUCCAAAAGAGGGAAGAAUGAUGGGAAGAAGAAGAAAGGGAGAGGGAGAGGGAAGAAAUCCCACAGAGAGGGGAAUGAGAACGACAAGAAAGCACUGAUGGACUUUGUAGAGCAUUUGAAGGGGAACAGAAGACUUAUGGUAAAUGCUUUUAUGAGUAACUUUUAAGUCUAUCAAUCAAUCUGUUUGUUUGUGAUAGAUGUGUUGGUUCAUUUGUGAUCCAGGUGAUAGCCACGCCCAGUGACAGCACACCUCAGUAUGUCCAGCAGAGGGAGGAGAACGAGCUUCAUUUCUGUGACCUUGCCCUGAGGAAAGUUACUAUGGCAACCAUCCUGAGCUCAGGGUCCGAUACCACCCUCACCCUGCACCACUACCAACUUGGUACUGCUGCUGUGUGUGUCUGUGUCUACUGA